Molecule: messenger RNA, 813 nt
Organism: Fusarium venenatum
Lineage: Eukaryota; Fungi; Ascomycota; Sordariomycetes; Hypocreales; Nectriaceae
Source: RefSeq, a predicted model, not a curated record
AUGACGUCUCUCAAUAGUUGGUAUUGGCGCUUUCUCGAAAACUAUGUCUAUGCUGUGCCAGAACCUCCUCCACGCCGGCGAACUAAACCCAUGCAGGUUUUAUGUGUGGGCCCGCCAAGGUCUGGGACUGAGUCACUUCAAACUGCUCUUCUGAAACUCGGAUACGAUCAUACUUAUCAUGGCUGGGAUAUCGUAUAUGAGAACCCCCCUGCCGCAUCAAAGUGGGAGGACUUUGAUGAAAUUCUUGGCCAUUGUGUCGCGGUCACAGAUGCCGCAGCAUCCGUCUUUGCUGCCGAACUCAUUGCUGCAUAUCCUGAUGCCAAGGUAGUCCUUAAUUACCGCAAAGAUUUGGACGCAUGGCAUCAAAGUGCCAUCAAGACCUUGCUCAGUGUCUGGGACAGCUGGCUGAUUUUUGCGCUUUCUUGCCUUGGAAAGGAGCUGUUCUGGGUGUGGCAUGUUUAUAGGCGCUUCAUGUGGCCUGGUUUGUUCCGAGCUUUGGAUGGCGACAUUGACACGGGAAUAGGAAGAAAUGGAAAAUGGGUUUACAAAGAACAUUGCAACAUGAUCCGCGGCCUAGUCCCAAAAGAGCGACUUCUGGAGUGGACUGUUCAAGAUGGCUGGGAACCCCUGUGCAAGUUCUUGGACAAGCCAGUUCCAGAUGAACCGUUUCCUCAUGCCAACAAAGCUUCCGGAUGGGAUGACCGAGUAGCUGAGACUAGUAAGAGAUACACGUGGAGUGCUCUGCCGGGCUUGGCUAUGGUGACUACUGUUACAGUUGGCUUGGGAGCGGUGGCAUACAAGACUCUACUUUGA